Molecule: messenger RNA, 2375 nt
Organism: Megalops cyprinoides (Indo-Pacific tarpon)
Lineage: Eukaryota; Metazoa; Chordata; Actinopteri; Elopiformes; Megalopidae
Gene: klf2a
Product: Kruppel-like factor 2a
Exons: 3
Coding region: 370-1575 (401 amino acids)
Biological process (GO): regulation of transcription by RNA polymerase II
Molecular function (GO): RNA polymerase II cis-regulatory region sequence-specific DNA binding; DNA-binding transcription factor activity, RNA polymerase II-specific
Source: RefSeq, a predicted model, not a curated record
GAGUGUGUAAGGGAGAGCACGGACUACAACACUCUCGAAAAAGAGCCGUUUAUAUACCAGGGCUAAAUUUAGGGAGUAGUGCGCUACCUCAAUCCUGAACGAGUCUCCACCGUUUACGUGUUUCCUCCGCUUCAUACAAUUGGUCCAGCUUUUCAGCUGCAAUAUUUAUAAGGUAGGAUCUCCUACCAAUCAAACUUGUAGGCUACAUGACUUUGAAACACUACUUCAUAAGAGAGGGAAACUUGUAGCUUUACUACUUGUGAGGGUUGCUCGAGUGGAGUGAAGAAGGCUGAACGUACGCCGAAUUUGCAAGUAUAUUUGUAAACACAAAGACAGAAUUUUACGUUACGAAACAAUCCCUGACAACGAAUGGAAAUGGCCUUAAGCGGGUCCAUUUUACCAUCGAUUUCUACAUUUGCGAACCAGAAGGAGAAAGGUUGGGAAAACCAGAGAUGGAAAAGCGAAAUGGACAAGUCCGUGCAUUCCAGUUGCUCUGUGCAUGAUGUUGUUAUGAACAUGGACAAUUGCUCUGGCAGAAAGGACGACGAGGAUCUCAGCAAUUUUCUGGAUCUGGAUUUUAUUCUUUCUAACACCACCGGCACGGAAAGCCUUACAGUGCUCGGGACGGGAGCAGGAGGGGAGUACAGGUUAACAGAGCCAGGCAACCUGUACCAGACGGGUAUCCCCCCAGCGGCAUACACGGUGCAGGAACAGAACAGUCCGCCGCCGUCGUAUAACAGCAGUCUUAUGGCGGAGCUUCUGAGACCUGAAGUUGACAACAGUUACUGCAUGUCCAGUAACAGCAUUCAGGGGAGAUUUCAUGUCAGCUCUUCGGCUUUCCCAAGUCAGGACUUUGUAGACAGUAUCAAAGUCGAGUCACCAAUGGACGGUUAUGGACCACCCGUGGGCAUGGUUCCUCAGAGCUGCCCCAAAAUCAAACAGGAGGGUAACGUUUCCUGCAUGAUGUCCUUCGAGCAGCCCAGGCUGGCGAAUUCCCCACAGGCAGCAGGCAACAUGACUCCGCCGCUGAGCCCAGACGAUCUCAUGAGUUCCGACUGCCAGUCUCAGAUGUUACACUCCAUGACCUUCGCGCAGAAUUAUCACUCUGCUCCGGGCUUCCCCCAUCCUCACCCACCUCCACCCUCCCAGAUGCAGCUCUCUUACCAAAGCGGGCACCAGUUUAGCAUGUAUGAAGAUGGACUUGGUAUGCAGCCUACCACUCAGAGAGUACUGCUGACACCACCGUCUUCUCCCCUCGAGAUGCUCGACGCGAAGCCCAAGAGAGGUCGUCGCUCCUGGCCAAGGAAGCGGACGGCUACUCACACCUGCACUUUUGCUGGCUGCGGCAAAACCUACACGAAGAGUUCGCAUUUAAAAGCGCACCACCGGACGCACACGGGCGAGAAGCCCUAUCACUGCAGUUGGGAGGGCUGUGGCUGGAAGUUCGCCCGAUCCGACGAGCUGACCCGCCAUUUCCGCAAGCACACUGGUCACCGUCCUUUCCAGUGCCACCUGUGCGAACGUGCCUUCUCGAGAUCUGAUCACCUGGCUCUGCAUAUGAAGCGACACAUGUGAGGAUACACAUACGGUUAUGGACUAUGCAAACGAGAAAACAUCGGGAAAAAAAAUAUUUCCCAAGUAUAUUAUUAUUGCUUCUAUUUAAAAUUUGCUUUAAAAAGUCAGCAAGGACAAAACAAUUUGACUUGUUACAUUUAUAUAUAUAUAUAUGAAUAUUUUAAAAUAAUGUAGCUGGUACUACUUUGGUUUUUGACAAAGGUAUUUUGUAAAAGGCUUCUGAAGAGCAUUACGGAGUGUUUGUUUUGUGGCAAACACAUCAACUUGCCAGGCUGGCCCUUAUGCACACCUCUGACGCAACUGGAACAAGACAUUAAAACGUACAAUGAGCAUUGUUAAAGCGGUUUAUUUUAUUAGUUACAAUAGUGCCUUUCUAUAAUGUAUGUAUGUUACCAAUGCCAUACUGUCCAUGGGCUAAAAAUCGACAAGUUUAUAUUUGAUAAAACUGUCAACAGCACAUGAGUUAAGCUUUGCAGACAAUGUUUUGUUCUUAAAACUGCCUUUCAGCCCAUAGAGGCAUAGAUUGAAUGUUCAGUAUAUGUCUUUUUUAUGUAUUGAAUACUAUAUGAAGUCAGGGUCUUUAAAUCUAUUGAAAUAGGUUUUCCAUUAAAAAAUUGUGUCUUUAAAGGUGAAUUUAUCGAUCUGUUUCAGCUCCGAGCUACACUAUUGAUGCAGGGCUAGAUGUCUUAUGCAUUUUGUUGUUUUCAAACCAAAACAAAUCUAUAUUAAGAACUGUACAUAAGUUGUAUAAUGUAAAUAGUGUAUUUUAAUGUACAUAUUAAACUAAAUUGAAAGAUGUA